UGUAGGAAGUGAACGUUUUAGCAUAGCUAGAAAGCAAGCUAAAUGCUUCUUUUGUAAAAUAAUAACGGUAUUUGUUACUUAAUAGCUUGUGAAGCGUGAUUUAGCCAUUUAUAACGGUUGCCAUAAGAUGUUGCCCUCCCAUAUUGGCAGCUGGGAUGUGCCACGGUGGAACUAGAAUGAUGUUAGUGGACACAAUGCUAGCCAGGCAACAUGGACCACAGGAGGCCUUUGGUGUUAUGGAGAAGACACCACAGGGCAGGAAUUAUCAGUGUGUCACAUGCUUGAAAUAUUUUUCCGCCCCAUCCAAACUACAGAGGCACAUCCUUUCACACACAGGACAACGACCAUUUGGGUGUCACCUCUGUGAAAAGGCAUUUCGGCAACUAGCACAUCUGAAACUCCAUCUUAACACACAUCUUUAUCCAAAACAAACUGAACAGAAGAAGAUGAAUGUAAAGUCUAGCUUGCAUCCAAGUGGAUAUGAAAAUACCCCUCCUGUAAAGAUAGAGAACUCAAAAGCAUGUUUGCAGACAGGCUCCUUGGAUGCAGUCGGUGCAGAGGACACAUUGGAGGUAAACAUCAGGCCUACUGCACCUGUCCACAGAGUUGAGGAAAACUCUCUCUGUUCCUCUCACUGUAUCGCUGAAGUCUAUCCCCCACACUCCGAGUUCGAGAGGUUUGAGAAGCACCACACAAAAGAGGAGGUACUGAGGAACCACGAUGACUGGAGUGAACCUGAGAAACAGACACUGGAUGAGGAUAGAUCCUCCGUAGAUGAAACCGUGGACAAACAUACAAAAAUAAUUGAGAAUUCAAACUCUCAUAAAUGCCCUGAGUGCUUUAAGUGCUUCAGCGCCCCGUCCAAAUUAAAGCGGCACUGCCUGAUUCACACAGGCCAGAAACCAUUUCAGUGCUACCUAUGCCGGCGUGCUUUUAGGCAGCUAGCCCAUCUAAAGGUACACUACAGCAUUCACUCAGGGGCCGCCAAGUCUAGAAACUCCUCACUUCCACAACAAAGUCUAAAAUCUUUCUCCCAACCCCAGAGGUCAAAAACCUGGCCAAGGAACUAUCCAUGUAACAUGUGUGGCAGGAAAUUUAAACAGAAGAGACAUUUGAUAGUUCACCAGCGAACUCAUCAAGUUCCAGAGACUGCUGUGCACCCUGAUAGGUUAGAUAAUACGAGUAAGGCCUACCUUCCACCUCACACUGACCAUGCUUCACAAGUAGAUCUCUCAAACUCUGAAAAUGCUAUAGCGUACAACACAGAGCUGAAUGAAAAGAGUCAAAUACAUGUUGUUGAAGGUUUAGACAACUUAUCUGAAGAAUGGCAUAACAGUGCAAAGCAUGCGUCACAGGACAUUGACCUCGCUCGCCCCUCAGACAGAAACAAUAAGUCAUCUGUGUCUAAUCGCACUGAACGUACAAACACAGGUAAGUUAAGGGAAAAUCUGUGCAUGCUAUGCCUGAAGAAAUUUGACUAUCCCUCCAAACUCUCCCGACAUCUAUUGGUCCACAUGGACAUCAAGCCGUUCGGAUGCACCGUCUGUAGUAAGUCUUUCAGACAGCUCUGCCACUUACAGAAUCACAUGAAAGCCCACCAUGUAAAAAGCAACAAUGUUGUGAGAAGCAUAGAAGAUGCUCCCAACCAACCAGGGGUUAUUCUAUUAAAGGACACGUCUGUUUCUGAGGUGAGGAGAAAUCAAAGUGAACAUUUAGACCAAGUUUCUCAACCUCAGGAAGCCAGCAGAGACCUCAGUGAAGUUGGUUGUUUCCUAAGCCAGUAUGUUCUACCUGUCAGACCUACCUUCAGUCAUUGCUCCACUGACAGUCUCUACAACUAUGGUGCUCAACAACCUGCAUGGAACACCAGUGGGAAGCUGCCACCUGGAUUGGACUGUGAUACAGUAAACAGUAAGUCUUCAGCGGACCCAGUGUCUCUCAGACAAGGAUAUAACACAGACUACACAAAUACCAGUGAUGUGUUUGACAGCGCACCAACACACCAUUCACUAAUAGGCAUUACUAAACAAAGGAGUUGCAUCUUUCAAAACAAACCCACAAUCCAUGGCAGAGGGCGUUAUUGUUGCCCAGUUUGUUCAAAGCGCUUUGAUGCUCCAUCCAAGCUACAGCGACAUUCCCUGAUCCAUACAGGACAGAGGUCCUAUCAGUGCCCCACUUGUCCCAAAACAUUCCGACAAAAAGCUCAUCUGAAAGUGCACCAGUCUGUUCAUGAACAAGGAAGAGAGGCUAAACCCUCUACUAGUCAUAGUGAAGACCGAGAGACCAAGUCUUUCUCAAGACCAAAAAGGACCCCGUCUUCAAAUGAAAAGGACGUAGUCUUCUGUAAUAGGAGUCAAAAGACAUCAAGUGGCAGUGAUCUCUCUGCUGUCCCUCCAACUCAAUCCGACUGCCCCCUGACAAACAACGUUAACAGCCAACCACCGCCUUCUGUUGCACCUAGGAAAUCGGGGGGGUACCAGUGCAUGGCCUGUCUGAAGAAGUUUGACUAUCCUUCUAAACUCUCCCGACAUCUAUUGGUCCACAUGGGCAUCAAGCCUUUCAGAUGUACCGUCUGUAGUAAGUCCUUCAGACAGCUCUGCCACCUACAGUCUCACAUGAAGGUCCACAAUAGUAAGACCACAAUGCAUGAGGAUGGUCAACAGAAGAACAUCAACUUGGCUCAACUGGACAACAUUCCCCCUGAGGGUGGGGUUGUUUCGGAGGGACACAUCUUUGUAGCAAGUCUUCAUCAAGAUGAACCAGGCCCAAGUCAAACUUUUGGAAAUGACGUACAAAAUAGUCAUGGUGGUGAAUCCUACACUCACUACUCUUUAACAGAAAGCACAAACCAAUCAACAGAAAUCAUCAGAAAACAUGAAACAACCCCAACCCCUGAACAGUUGGAAGACAUUAAAAGCAUGAAGUCAGAAAAUAACUGCCUAGUGGAGCAGAAAUGUAUCUCGCCUCCUCAACUGGCAAAGAGCACUUGGAAUAUUGCGGAAGAGAAACAUGUGGACAAGUUUCCCUCAGAUGAAUAUUAUGGGCAGCAAAACCACCCCCAGCUUCCCAACUGGUUAAACCCCUAUCCAUAUCACCAAGAAACCACAAAUAACAAACAGACAUAUCCAAUUGCUACUCACCGUGUUCCUUACCUGGAGGAACCAGGACCCAGCCAUAGUGACCAACCGGAAAUACCAGGUGAUGUGAAUCACAAGUUAAAUCUAUAUCAAUCCCCUUUAGAAUCUUCUAGCACUAAUUCACAAUAUGGAGCUAAAGAGGAGGAAAGGUCAGAGGUUGGGCUUAGGUCAGAGGUUGGGCUUAGGUCAGAGUUUAAUAUUACAUACAAGUCAGAACCUCCCAACGACCUUCACGUCUGCUCAGACUGUAGUCAGUGUUUUACCACCAAGGGGAAACUGAAUCAUCACAGGUGUUCUUCGAGACAUUCAGUUGAAGAGAGGCAGGCGAGCUCAUAUCGUUGCGCUAUCUGUUUCAAAAGCUUCGAGGCGCCUUCGAAAUUGAAAAGACACUAUGUUAUCCACACAGGCCAAAGGCCAUUUCACUGUACAGUGUGUGGAAAGUCUUUCACCCAGGCAGGCCAUUUGAAGACACACCUGCAAAUCCACAGGUAAAAGACUUGGAACAUUCACCUACUGUAUAACGACUCUAAUCACAGAUCUCCACACACUCGUAUCUUACAUAUAUUUACCAUUCUCCUCUACUCUCCAACAUUAGCGUUUUGGAUUGCAGAAUAUACCUUUUUAUGAUGUUUAUUUUUGUGCCUUUCUAUUCUGUCUUAUUGUCUUGAAGUGGCUUUUAUAGAUGGUGUUAUAUGGUUUACUGAGUUUGUACUAUACAGUAAUGUACUUGUGGUGUAUUCAUUGGUUUUAACAAUCUGCCUAUUUACAGUGUGAUAAUACAUGUUUAUGUGUUGCCUACAUUAUGAAUAUGUAAAUAUGACCAGUCGGUACUCCUGUUUCACACACAUGAAGUAUACGCUAAUACAAAUGUGUCUUUAGUGCAAUACUCUGGCUGGCCAUGUCAUUAUGGUGCUAGGUGGUUAUAACUGAAACAAUGUACAUUUUGGGUAGGACUUGUUUUUGGCACUGAGGUAGGCAUAAUUUCUUUUGAUCACCACCAUCAGAUACAACUGUUACUUGGCAAGUCAUUUCAUUGUGGUUUGCAGUACCACCUGUUCACACAAGAUGGCACCAUGUCUAUGUGUUUUGGUUUGUUGAGAGGGAGAGAGAGAGUAGAGAGAGAAGGGGAGAGAGAGUAGAGAGAGAGAGAGGGGG
This is a messenger RNA of Coregonus clupeaformis (lake whitefish), 4292 nucleotides long. Its product is annotated as zinc finger protein 770. NCBI's taxonomy places the organism in Eukaryota, Metazoa, Chordata, Actinopteri, Salmoniformes, Salmonidae. Bases 156 to 3629 code for a protein of 1157 amino acids. The transcript has 2 exons. The record is from RefSeq and is a predicted model, not a curated record.